AUGACGCAGAAAAUAUACAAGCAUAUGACUAGGUAUCACGCUUGUUCUCAGUCAAUGACCUACGGUCAUUUUCCUUUACUAGUCUCCCAGUAUUUUGCCUCAGUCAUUAUGUUCAUCGUCAGUGUAAUGGGAACUGGCGAAGUUGAGGUAAAUAUUCGAAAGCUGCAAACAGGAGUUUGUAUCAGUGCACAAGCCAAUGUUUUGAAAUAUAAGAAAGGUGAUGCAUGUGUUGGUUGUUGGUUGUUGACUAAAUCGCGUCAAAUCGCGUUCCAUUUUGGUACGGGAGUGUUCCAAACUGAUGUCUUGGCACUAUAUAAUAUGGCUUGUACAGCCUCUACGAUCUUCUCCUCACCUUUAUUUGCUACUUUAUGCAAACUUCUUCGUUAUGAGCCAAGCUCUGUGGAAUCAAGAUCUUGGCGUCUUGCAGCUCCGAGGAUCCUUCUUGCGAAAAAGCUCCACGCGCUGCUGAAGGAACAAUCCCUCGGUUGGAGCGCCGUUGAACCGAUGGAUCACAUAACAUACAAUAAUGGCCCAGAUAUGCCAUUCAGCUCGUAG
Molecule: messenger RNA, 555 nt
Organism: Lindgomyces ingoldianus
Lineage: Eukaryota; Fungi; Ascomycota; Dothideomycetes; Pleosporales; Lindgomycetaceae
Exons: 3
Coding region: 1-555 (184 amino acids)
Source: RefSeq, a predicted model, not a curated record